UGUUCACGUUGUGCAAUACUUUUGGAACCCGAAAAUCGGUCACACUGCGGUCUCUGCCUUAAAUUUAACUUUACCGGAAUAUUCAAUAAAAAAGUAAAAUUUACCAACUAAAAUGAGCCAGAAAGUGAUCAAGUACAUUGGCCGCACCACGGACUUUCGGGGCAACACUCUGUGGGAGUUGGUCUCCGAGCUGCCCAACUGGGGAGUGGGUCGCAUGCUCAUACGUAACAUGUUCCAGCGCUACCCGGAGCCCUGCUACAUGCGGAUUCUGAAGGUGCAGGCCGUGGAUGAACAGCCGGGAGAGGCUCGGAAAGUACGGGUCACCGUGGAGAAAACCUGGCGUGGAGUCACCCAACCUAAGCCCGUGGAGAUCUACAGCACCAGCUACAAAGCCGACUACGAGCUAGUCCCACAAGACCAGGAGGCCAAGUACCUGAACAACAACAAAAAGGUGGAGGAGGUGGUACUCCCUACCUUGAUUGAUCUGCCACCACUGCUGAGGGAGUUCGUUACCGAGGAAACCGGCAACUCCAAACCCCAGAUGAAGGUUCACUUUAAGAGAACCCACAACAAACUGGCGAGACUAGCGAAAGAUGGCGAGAAACCCUCAGUAAGUUUUGGAGUCGGUCUGGGACAACCAAAACCCGUUAGCGCCAAACUUUACGAGGGACUGCUGGGAUCCGAAAAGUUGUUAAAAUAUUAAAUACAUUUAUUAUACAAUUAAUCUUAA
Molecule: messenger RNA, 730 nt
Organism: Drosophila bipectinata
Lineage: Eukaryota; Metazoa; Arthropoda; Insecta; Diptera; Drosophilidae
Gene: mRpS34
Product: mitochondrial ribosomal protein S34
Biological process (GO): mitochondrial translation
Cellular component (GO): mitochondrion; mitochondrial small ribosomal subunit
Molecular function (GO): structural constituent of ribosome
Source: RefSeq, a predicted model, not a curated record